GUCUUCAUAGAUUACUGUGUCAUCCGUUUUACAUGCUCGAAUUUUUGAACUGCAUGUCCACUCCGACUGCAUUCGUAUUCAUUCAACUUCAUUGAGCUUCUGGAAGUGCAUGAAUGUUUGUUCCGUUCGGUAACGGUUUCGUGAAACAAUAAUCGGGACUUGAAGCGGAGGUGAAUGUUGUGGAUCUCGCAGGCCAAAUGAGAACAUAACUUGAAGCGGAGCCUAAAUUGUACACGCCCUAGACCACAACAUAAGUUCCGUUUUGACCUCGUUCCACCCCAGGUUUAUCCUCCCACUAACGACCUUCUCCUCUCUCAGUUCCUUUGCAAAUCUUCCAUGUACGUGUCAAUAUCUUGUCUCGUUGCUGGAUGGCGUGUUGGGUAACCUUUCGAAACCGCCAUUCAAGCAAUCGCGGCAAUGCUCUCGCUUCAAUUUUCUGAGGUUAUGGUGACGCGAAUGCUGAUGUGGAUUCCUAUCGUAGAAUGCGUGAAAUCGUCCACCUCCAAACUGGCCAGUGCGGUAACCAAAUCGGUGCCAAAUUCUGGGAGGUCGUCUCUGACGAACACGGCAUUGAUCGUGAUGGAAUGUACAAGGGUACCAAUGACCUCCAGUUGGAGCGUAUCAACGUCUACUACAACGAAGUCGGUGCGAACAAAUACGUGCCCCGUGCGGUCUUGGUCGACCUUGAACCCGGAACCAUGGAUUCCGUUCGCUCUGGUCCUCUCGGCUCCUUGUUCCGCCCAGACAACUUCGUCUUUGGUCAGAGUGGUGCGGGUAACAACUGGGCGAAAGGACACUACACUGAAGGAGCUGAGCUCGUCGAUGCCGUCCUUGACGUUGUUCGUAAAGAGGCUGAGGGAACCGACUGCUUGCAGGGGUUCCAAAUCACCCACUCCCUUGGUGGAGGUACCGGUGCUGGUAUGGGUACUCUUUUGAUCUCGAAGAUUCGCGAGGAGUACCCUGACCGUAUGAUGGCCACCUACUCCGUUGUCCCCAGUCCCAAGGUGUCCGACACCGUGGUUGAGCCUUACAAUGCCACGCUGUCUGUUCACCAACUGGUUGAGAACUCUGACGAGACCUUCUGUAUCGAUAACGAGGCUCUCUAUGACAUCUGCUUCAGGACAUUGAAGCUCUCAACACCAACCUAUGGCGAUCUCAACCACCUGGUGUCGAUUGUCAUGUCUGGUAUCACCACUUGCUUGCGAUUCCCUGGUCAACUUAAUUCCGAUUUGAGGAAGCUGGCUGUCAAUAUGGUUCCCUUCCCCCGUCUUCACUUCUUCAUGACUGGUUUCGCUCCUCUCACUGCCCGGGGCAGCCAGCAAUAUCGCGCUGUCACAGUUCCUGAGCUUACCCAGCAGAUGUUCGACGCCAAGAACAUGAUGGCUGCCUCAGACCCCCGACACGGUCGCUACCUUACUGUUGCCGCCGUCUUCCGUGGCAAGGUCUCCAUGAAGGAGGUGGAGGAGCAGAUGCAAAAUGUUCAGAACAAGAACUCCGCUUACUUCGUCGAGUGGAUUCCCAACAACGUCCUGACUGCUCAGUGUGACAUUCCUCCCAGGGGCUCCAAGAUGGCAGUUACCUUCUUGGGUAAUUCUACUGCUAUUCAGGAACUGUUCAAGCGUGUCAGCGACCAGUUCAGCGCUAUGUUCAAGAGGAAGGCUUUCUUGCAUUGGUACACCCAGGAGGGUAUGGACGAGAUGGAGUUCACUGAGGCCGAAUCUAACAUGCAGGACCUUGUUGCUGAGUACCAGCAAUACCAGGAUGCGACUGUCGAGGAAGAAGGUGAAUACGAGGAGGAGGUUGGUCUCGAGGAGGAGCAGUAGAUUCGCGAUUCUCCCUGCUUUUCCUUUGCACCCUUACGACAAAAUCCCUACUACGUAUUCCCCUUUUAUUGGUCGCUGUCUGUUUUUUUCUUCUUCUACGCAAUGUUUACGUCCUCCCGUUAACGAUACACCACCGGCAACGAAGUUACCCUAGUCUAUUUUUGUUACCAUUGCAUCCUCAUUACUUUGUUCUCAAUUGAUAUCCUCUCGUCGGGUCUACCGGAAUAUCAUACUACUUUUGAGUUAUUCGCUGCCAUGGAUUGGUAUGUUUGUUGAGGUGUC
Molecule: messenger RNA, 2105 nt
Organism: Somion occarium
Lineage: Eukaryota; Fungi; Basidiomycota; Agaricomycetes; Polyporales; Cerrenaceae
Source: the annotation of a GenBank genome assembly